Pantherophis guttatus is the source of this 915-nucleotide messenger RNA. RefSeq names its product rano class II histocompatibility antigen, A beta chain-like. The record is from RefSeq and is a predicted model, not a curated record. Lineage: Eukaryota; Metazoa; Chordata; Lepidosauria; Squamata; Colubridae.
UAUUUUGAGGAUUCUUCCCUUUGGAUGAGUUCACCUGAUCCCAACCAGGAAGGAUUUAGGUUUUCCCAUUUCUCAGGAUCCCUUUUCAUUCCUUGCUGCCAUUCGCUUUGGAAGAGGACUCCAAACACCGUCCCAAAGGAGUUUCUUCAGACGGCAAAUAGACUUUGUUUUCCCUUGAAGACCUUUUGCUUCUCACCCAAGAAGCUUCAAUUGGGACAGUCAGAACUGAAGAAGCUCCUCGGAUGGGAAGCAAAAUGUCUCCUGUUCUGGGCCCUCCUGUGUCUCUCAUGUGGCUCCUUCCCCUCCUUCCCUCCAGCCAAGCCCACCGUCACCAUCUCCCCCACCAAGAUGGACCCCACUUCCCCCAACACCAUCCUCCUCUGCACCGUGACCGGCUUUUACCCCGUGGAGAUAGAGGUCCAGUGGCUGAAGAAUGGGCGGCCGGAGGAGGAGGGCGUGGCCUUUGGGGAGGAGCUCCAGAACGGAGACUGGACCUACCAGCUCCAGGUGAUGCUGGAGACCCAGCCCCAACGGGGGGAUGUCUACACUUGCAAGGUGGGGCAUGCCAGCCUGGAGGCCCCCAUCACCGUCCAGUGGGAGCCCCGUUCCUCCAGCUCUGCCAGGAGCAAACUCUGGACGGGGAUCAUGGGGGCCGUGAUAGGAGUGGCCUUCCUGGCUGCGGGUCUCUUCUCCUACCUGAAGAGCAAGAAAGCAACUCCCAUCCAACCUCCUGCAGGUGAGUUUCUCCUCUUCCUUCCUCAUCUCAUCCUCUCCUACAAGUUAUUGGUGGUUUUAAAAAUUCUUUAAUUUUCUUGGCUUUGAACCCACAGCAGCUUCAUCUAUAUUAUUCUUCCUACGAAUCACUUCCCUUCCCUUUGCUUUGCUAUAAAAGAAUAAACUUCAGAUGUAAGAAAA